Oncorhynchus gorbuscha (pink salmon) is the source of this 2605-nucleotide messenger RNA. Its product is annotated as casein kinase I-like. Gene Ontology annotation, cellular component: nucleus; cytoplasm. Bases 402 to 1646 code for a protein of 414 amino acids. NCBI's taxonomy places the organism in Eukaryota, Metazoa, Chordata, Actinopteri, Salmoniformes, Salmonidae. The transcript has 12 exons. The record is from RefSeq and is a predicted model, not a curated record. Gene Ontology annotation, molecular function: ATP binding; protein serine/threonine kinase activity. Gene Ontology annotation, biological process: peptidyl-serine phosphorylation; endocytosis; signal transduction.
GUGCUGAAUGACAUCAUUGAUAUUGUCAAUGGUGUAAUAACAGGCGAGCGAGAGGGGGAUAGCUGAAUUUCUGAGUUUACACCAAAAUAUCUGUAAUUCGCAGUGCAGACUAGACCAGAUUAUACCGCUGGACGUUGACAUCUGGGUCAUGAAGGUGAGGAAUGGUUUGUAAAACUCCGCAGUCGUCUUUCUCUGUCCAUGGUGCUGUUAGAAUGAUAACGUCCUGAUCAGCACCUCGGUGGAAGGAAGGCAGCAGUCCCUGAAGAGCUUGAUCAAACGGGUGAGGAGGGGAGGAAUGGCACGGGUCCACUGCUAAAUCGGGGAAUUCUGAUUGGGGUUUGUACAGGGACCUAAACAGGCGAGUCAGAAUCAGAAGUGAAUUGUGAAGACAAGCAGGAACCAUGGAGCUGAGAGUGGGAAACAAGUACCGCCUCGGCAGGAAGAUAGGAAGUGGCUCUUUUGGAGACAUUUACCUGGGUGUUAACAUUGCCACGGGUGAGGAGGUGGCCAUUAAGCUGGAAUGUGUGAAGACCAAACACCCACAACUCCACAUCGAGAGCAAGUUCUACAAGAUGAUGCAGGGAGGAGUGGGCAUCCCGUCCAUAAAGUGGUGUGGAGCAGAGGGAGAUUACAACGUGAUGGUGAUGGAGCUGCUAGGCCCCAGUCUGGAGGACCUGUUCAACUUCUGCUCCCGCAAGUUCAGCCUCAAGACUGUCCUGCUGCUGGCUGACCAGAUGAUCAGCCGUAUUGAGUACAUCCACUCUAAGAACUUCAUCCACAGAGAUGUGAAGCCUGACAACUUCCUGAUGGGCCUGGGCAAGAAGGGCAACCUGGUGUACAUCAUCGACUUUGGCCUGGCCAAGAAGUACCGCGACGCCCGCACACAUCAGCACAUCCCCUACCGCGAGAACAAGAACCUGACUGGCACCGCGCGCUACGCAUCCAUCAACACACACCUGGGGAUAGAACAGUCUCGUCGUGAUGACCUGGAGUCUCUGGGUUAUGUCCUGAUGUACUUCAACCUGGGCUCUCUGCCCUGGCAGGGCCUCAAGGCCGCCACCAAGAGACAGAAGUACGAACGCAUCAGUGAGAAAAAGAUGUCUACCCCCAUCGAGGUGCUCUGCAAGGGAUACCCCUCUGAGUUCUCCACCUACCUGAACUUCUGUCGUUCUCUGCGGUUCGAUGACAAGCCAGACUACUCGUACCUCAGACAGCUGUUCAGAAACUUGUUCCACAGACAGGGCUUCUCCUACGACUACGUCUUUGACUGGAACAUGCUUAAGUUUGGGGCCAGCAGAACAGCCGAGGAUGGGGAGCGGGAGAGGAGAGAGGCAGAUGAGAGGAUCGGGGGAGGACCUAGGGCACCCCGUGCCCUACCCCCGGGCGGCAACCCCCCUGGGCGAGUAGACAGGAUCCGGAAUGGCCCCAAUGCAGCAUUUUCUAACCCUGCUUCCAGAGGAGUCCCACAGUCAGGGAACCGGUCCCCGCAGGCUGUGUCCCGUGCAGAGCGAGAGAGGAAGGUGGCCAUGAGGCUCCACCGCGGCGCCCCCGCUAACAUCUCCUCCUCUGAUCUCACCGCACAGAUGGGCCAAUCACGCAUCGCCACAUCACAGGUCAGUGUGCCAUUUGAACACCUGGGGAAGUGAGCUGCUCCUCAGGCCCUCUGGACACUGGCAGCCAUGGUAGCAAGGUAUCAAAUACCUACUUAAUCCUGUUGGAUGAAAAAACAUGAGUGGGUCAACGACAAUGAAGACGGAUUAAAGAAUGAAGACGGAUUAAAGAAUGAAGACAGGAGAAUAAAAGGAGAGGAAGUUGCAAUGGAUGUGAGACGGGAACGCUUGUCCAAUAUGACUGUAGUUAACUGGGAGAAAAUAUGAAAAGAGGAAGGAUUGAGAAGUGAAAGACACUCUCUUGGCCUAGCCUUGCUUCCCAGGCUUGUGAGACCUUUGCCUCGGCUGGUGAAUGAGUCCUGGUUCACUCAUUAUGCUGGCUAUGUGAUCCGUGGGACACGUCUGUCAGAAGCUCAAUGCCCAAAAAGAGAUGUCAGUACAAAAUGGGCAAAUUCUGAUUAUUCUAGCUGAGGUGGUGUUGUAUGGGCAAAUGUGUUGGUUAAAAACACACACAGUCGAAACCGUUUGUCUCACGUUGAAUGUCCAAUUGAUGACAGCUACAUUUCGAGCUAAGGUGUGUGUUUAUAAUAAUAAUAUCUGGGAAUAUUACAGAGGGUCAAGUAGUCGGCAAGAAGAUCUGUCAAGAGGAAUUUGGGGGAAAUGGAAGAUAUGCAGAGAGAGCAAGCCAAGGACCGACCGCAAGUCAGAGGAGGAAGGGGAUGGUAGGAGACUUAGAGAGAUGGACUGUCACCCAUUUUCUCUUAACGUCUUCACUGUUUAGGAAUAAUUCUGAGUAGAUUUUAACCAAGUGUUAAACAAGGACAUUUUGGUUCUACAACACUUCCUAUUAACAUUAUUGACACAUUUACAUUGAGGUUUCACUCCUCUUUGUGUAUGUGCUCACAGUAUUCUAUUUACAUUAGUCAACAGCAGAGAGCUAAUAAUAUCCCUUCAAAUGAUGGUGGACAAUGUAAUAAAGGACCUUAUCAUUAAGA